UCUGCAAUGCUUCAUCAGUGUUCAAGCACCUUCAACCCCACACGUUUUUCCCUUUUCCUCUCCUCCUGGAAAAUUCCUCUGCUUUCCCACUUCUAUUCCUGCAUUUUCCCACUAACCAAACACAUCUCUCCUGUUUUUCAUGAAAAAGUGAGAUUAUGGUGAAGAAGCAGCUGCUUUGUUGCUGGGGGUGGCUCAUAAUCUUCAAUCAUCUGCUACUAGCAGCUCUUGUUUGCUCCAAAAGCCAUGGAAACCCUGCAAAUGAUCUUGUUGACAUUAUCAACAACAAUCGAACAGCUCACAAACUUCCAAAACUAAACGACAGUUCAGGACUCGGGUGCAUUGCCUUGCAAUAUGCUGAGUUAUGCAAGGGAAACUGCACUAGCAACAAUACCGUGAACUGCAAACCGUCUGAAGAUGACUUCACCGAAGUUUUUGCCCCCAACUGUGGUGUGGAACUACCCACUUUCGACACCAUAACUGCCCACAUUGUGGGUUGUCAAUCCAAGUAUCUCGAGCCCUCACUGGCGUUUGAACAUGUUCUUGUUCGAGACAGCAAGGCUUUAUCAAUUCUGAGAAAUAAAUCACAUACUGAGGUGGGAGUAGGCAUGGUUCGGGCUCACAAAGGGCCAUUUUUUUGGUGUGUUCUCUUCAGCAGUGGGAAGACAAACUCCACAUUUGUACUGGAAAAUCGCGGUGAAGGGAUCCAUCAAAAGAAAGGUUGCUACAGUGGAAGCAGCAUACCAUGCAGUGCAGGUCAAAGGAAUGAUUCCUCGCUGUUGAACAAUGUUACUAUCAUCGCUUUUCUAUGUGCUGUUUAUCUUUUCCAACAGUUGCACUUCAAUUACUGAUUCGUGGUUACAGCUCUGAUAUAUUUCCCUAGAGAAUGCUCGAAAUUUUUUUUACGAUUGACUUGAGAAGAGUGUGAUACACACACACACAGACAGACCAAAAUGGAUUCUAAUUUAUGUUUUUGCUUUUGAUCCC
This is a messenger RNA of Malus domestica (apple), 984 nucleotides long. RefSeq lists its product as uncharacterized. NCBI's taxonomy places the organism in Eukaryota, Viridiplantae, Streptophyta, Magnoliopsida, Rosales, Rosaceae. The record is from RefSeq and is a predicted model, not a curated record.